This is a messenger RNA of Rana temporaria (common frog), 3588 nucleotides long. It is a transcript of the gene KIF23, whose product is annotated as kinesin family member 23. The coding region runs from base 162 to 3071 and encodes 969 amino acids. Gene Ontology annotation, molecular function: ATP hydrolysis activity; microtubule motor activity; microtubule binding. The record is from RefSeq and is a predicted model, not a curated record. Gene Ontology annotation, biological process: microtubule-based movement. Gene Ontology annotation, cellular component: microtubule; kinesin complex; nucleus. Lineage: Eukaryota; Metazoa; Chordata; Amphibia; Anura; Ranidae. The transcript has 24 exons.
GUGCGUGCGCUGUGAUUGGGUGGAUUUAAAAAAUACGCCGCGCGGGAAGCGGAAGCCCGGUCGCUGAGUGAGAGAGACACCGAAACUCCGGGGGGAAGAGAAACGGAGAGAAACACCGGGCGGAGAGAAAUAGAGAGAGGCGGCCGGUUCAACACUCCGAGAUGAUGAAACAAACCCGAACCAAACCUCCACGGAGGCACGCUCCCAAGAAGCCGUCUAAUCAGCAGAAAGAUCCAGUUGGUGUGUACUGUAGGGUGCGCCCUCUGAGUCCGUCUGACCAGGAGUGCUGCAUUGAAGUCAUCAAUGAGACCACCGUGCAACUCCACCAACCAGAUGGCUGUAAAGUCAACAGGAAUGGGGAAUACAAAGAGACUCAGUAUUCAUUUAAAAAAGUUUUUGGAACGCUGCAGACACAAAAAGAUCUGUUUGACUUCGUUGCGAAGCCCUUGGUGGAAGAUCUUAUUCGUGGUAAAAAUGGUCUUCUCUUUACAUAUGGUGUAACGGGAAGUGGAAAGACUUACACAAUGACUGGAUCUCCGGGGCAAGGAGGACUAUUGCCUCGCUGUCUCAGCAUGAUUUUUAACAGCAUUAGCAGGUUUCAGGCCAAGAAAUAUACUUUUAAGACGGAUGAUAAAAACGGCAUUGAAAUUCAGAAUGAGGUGGAUGCCUUAUUGGAGCGGCAGAGGAGAGAGGCUCAAACACAGGUAGCCACCAGGACGCCUAUGAGGCAGAGAAUGGUGGAACCUGAAUUUGCAGACAUGAUAAACAUUGAAGAUAACUGCAAUGUGGAAGAAGUAGAUGAGGAUAGUGUGUAUAGCGUGUUUGUUUCCUACAUUGAAAUCUACAAUAAUUACAUGUAUGAUCUUUUGGAAGAGGCGGCUAUAGAUCCCAUCAGACCAAAAUGGAACACGCCGGGAAAGAAUGUAGAGUUUAUACCGCCACAGUCUAAGAUCCUGAGGGAAGACCAGCACCAUAACAUGUAUGUUGCUGGGUGCACAGAAGUUGAAGUAAAAACUACAGAAGAGGCAUUUGAUGUGUUCUGGAAAGGGCAAAAGAGGAGGAGGAUUGCAAAUACAACAUUGAAUCGUGAGUCCAGCCGCUCCCACAGUGUCUUCAUGAUAAAGUUGGCACAAGCCCCGCUUGAUGCGGACGGGGAUAAUGUGCUGCAGGAAAAGGAGCAGGUUACAGUGAGUCAGCUUUCUCUUGUAGACUUGGCUGGAAGUGAGAGAACAAACCGCACAAAGGCCGAGGGAAACAGACUGCGUGAAGCAGGCAACAUUAACCAGUCACUUAUGACUUUACGAACGUGUAUAGAAAUUCUGCGAGAAAACCAGAUGUGUGGCACAAACAAGAUGGUGCCCUACCGAGACUCCAAGUUAACGCACAUGUUCAAGAACUACUUUGAUGGAGAAGGGAAAGUCCGAAUGAUAGUGUGUGUAAAUCCCAAGGCAGAUGAUCACGAGGAGAGCCUACAAGUUAUGCGGUUUGCUGAGAUGACUCAAGAAGUGGAAAUUGCCAGACCUGUUGACAAACCGAUUUGUGGGCUUACUCCUGGACGCCGCUAUAGGAACCAGGCAUUCAAGGAUGAGCUUAGUCGUAGGCUGGAGGACCGUGGAGGUCCUGUGAAUGGAGAAGUCGAUGAACAGGCCGUCAUUGAGAUGCUCAUUCAAAGCUUUCCUCCUAUUCCAUCCUGUGAGCUGCUGGAUGUUAACGAUGAUAUGACUCUACCCCAAAUUAUCGAGGCCCUGGAGAAACGGCGCAGAAUCCGUCAGAUGAUGGCUGAAGAGUUUAACAAGAGCGUUGUCUCCUUCAGGGGUAUGCUGCACGAACUUAACGGGGUAGUGAAUGCUAAAGACAACCUUGCACAGGGCAGGAUGUCUGAGAAGGAACGGGCAAUAAUGUCUCAGAAAUCGGAGAUAGAGCGGCUUGAGAAGAAAGUCAAAACAUUAGAAUACAAGAUAGAUAUAUUGGAAAAGACGACUACAAUCUACGAGGAGGAAAAGCGCACUUUGCAAAACGAUCUGGAGUCGCAGAGCCAAAAGCUGCAUCGGCAACUGUCGGACAAGAGAAGGUUGGAGUCUCGGAUUAAUGGCAUGGUAGCCGAGAAUGCUGUGAAGUGGGAGAAAGAAUGUGAGCGGCGUGUGGCGGCCAAGCAGAUCGAGAUGCAGAACAAGCUGUGGGUAAAAGAUGAGAAACUAAAGCAGCUGAAAGCCAUCGUAACAGAAUCUAAAGGCGACCGGCCGGAGAGACCAUCCCGCGAGAGGGACCGCGAGCGAGAACCCAAGGUUCCCACCAGAUCUAUCUCUCCAUCACCUGCUCCUCUUCCUGGUACCCCUGUGUCCCAACUUCCACACAGCCAGCUCAACCCUUCUUGGCACAGGCGGUCAAACUCCUGCAGCAGCCUUUCAGUGGCCUCCUGCGUUUCAUUGUGGGAGCAGAAAACGCCACAGCACUACUCCGAGAGCAGGACAGGACCCACCCUCAGGCGGCGGGAGCUAGCGGCAGAAGCUAGGAAUUGUAAUACACCUGAGACAAGAACAGGUUAUGCAGCCAGCAUACAGGCAGAGGAGCAGACUCCCAGGACUGUUCCCCCGGUGCACACGAGGCACCGCCGCUCUCGCUCCGCAGGGGAGAGAUGGGUAGACCAUAAGCCAUCUGGUAGUUUGGAGACCGACACGGUCAUGCAGCCUCAUGUCCCCAAUGCCAUCAAAGUAUCUGUGGCUAGCGAAAAGGCGUUGGCAAAGUGUGACAAGUACAUGCUGACCCACCAGCAGCUGGCCUCGGAUGGGGAGAUGGAAACUAAACUCAUUAAGGGCGACGUCUUCCGGACUCGAGGUGGAGGUCAGUCUGUACAGUUUACAGACAUUGAAACCCUCAGACAGGAAUCGCCUCCUGGAAACGGUCGCAAGAGGAGGUCCUCUGAAACAAAUCGGCCUCCACUGGCAGAGAGCACAGAAUCUGAGUGGACAGAUGUAGAAACCAGAUGCUCCGUUGCUAUGGAGAUGAGAGCCGGAUCUAAUCUGGGGCCCGGGUACCAGCAUCACGCUCUUCCUAAGCGCAGGAAACCUUGAAGAGUUGCAGGAUGACAAUUUUUUGCUGGAAUGGUUCCAAGGACUCUGGAGGGUCAGAUGAAUAUUUUUUGCACCCAACCUGCUGAAUAUCUUGAAGCUGCGACUCCAUCUGACCAACCGAUAUUUACUACCUGAGGACUCCUUUAUGCGAUGAUGCAGCCGGCGGUGCUGCGAUUUUUAUAUACAACCUUUUUCAUGAACUCCUCGUGUCGCCCGCGGGUUAGAGGUGUCCUCCCUAGAGACUCUCCACACUUCUAAAUCCGCCAUGAAAGGGUUUUAUUUUUUAAUCUACAUUUUUUCUUUAUACUGUUAUUUAGGGAUAUUGCUGCUAUUUCUUUUGAAGUGGCAAGAUUGCACUUUACCAAAGCUUUUCCUUCAGAACACUCUCUUUAUUUAAUACGUCUCCCGACUAUUGUACAUAGACGCUCCUCUACUAACACCCGUGAGAGCUGGCAACCGGUUUAUUUCCAGGCUGGUUUUACAGAAUUAAUAAACUUUCAGAAGCUUUCAGAAACUA